GCGAGGCUGGAGGUGGAUGUAGCCUGGAGGGACAGGGUCCACGCAGAGCUGGAGGUCGGCAGGCUGACCGAGGAGGUCCAAGCCCUGGACCUGCAGAGGCAGAGGGAGGCUCGGGACCAGGAGCACUUGGAGGGCCUUGAGGCAGACAAAGAGGAGCUGGGCCAGCAGACUGAUUGUCUCCCUCUGGAGAACCAACUCCUGCUGCAGCUGAAGAUGUCUCUGGGCCUGGAGGUGGCAACGCACAGGGUUAAGUGGUCUGGAGCCUAUCCCACCAUGCA
Molecule: messenger RNA, 278 nt
Organism: Micropterus dolomieu (smallmouth bass)
Lineage: Eukaryota; Metazoa; Chordata; Actinopteri; Centrarchiformes; Centrarchidae
Product: nestin-like
Exons: 3
Biological process (GO): positive regulation of intermediate filament depolymerization
Cellular component (GO): intermediate filament
Molecular function (GO): CCR5 chemokine receptor binding; intermediate filament binding
Source: RefSeq, a predicted model, not a curated record